Molecule: messenger RNA, 1491 nt
Organism: Quercus robur (English oak)
Lineage: Eukaryota; Viridiplantae; Streptophyta; Magnoliopsida; Fagales; Fagaceae
Exons: 7
Coding region: 308-955 (215 amino acids)
Biological process (GO): cytoskeleton organization; cell surface receptor signaling pathway
Cellular component (GO): cytoplasm
Molecular function (GO): protein binding
Source: RefSeq, a predicted model, not a curated record
CAGUGGCUUGACUUGAGAGAGAGGCAGCAGAAUCAGAAACUCAGAAUUAAAUGUCACACACGUGUUUUCGCAAUCACAAUUCACAAAAAUACCAAUAAUUAGAGAGGUUAGUGGUUUCAUAGUGUUCUCUCUCUAUUCUGAAUACCUUCUACGAUCGAAGGUAUGUAUAUAUACUUAUCUAUCGACAUAGUUAUAUAAUAUAACCCAGCAAGAGAGAGUGAGACCUCGAUUCUUAUUCAGAAACACAACAAAACUCAGUCUACGCUGUCUCAAUUUUUAGAGCCCACUCUCUCGGUUCUCGACAACCAUGGACGUUGAUCCUCGUCACUACGACCUCGUUGGUAUCAACGAAAAUGACAUCCACAAUGUUGUUCUAUCAUAUCUUGUCCAUAAUUGCUUUAAUGAAACCAUGGAGUCAUUCAUUGCUUGCACUGGGAUGAAGCAGCCUGAUGAUCAUCUUGAGGGCAUGGAGAAAAGAAAAAGAAUUUUUAAUUUUGCCCUGGAUGGAAAUGCACUUAAGGCCAUUGAGCUGACAAAUCAGCUGGCACAUGACUUGCUGGAGAAGAAUGAGGAAUUGUAUUUUGAUCUAUUGAGCAUUCAUUUUGGUGAACUUGUCCGCUCUAGAAAAUGCUCAGAAGCUUUGGAAUUUGCUCAGGCUAAGUUGACUCAUUUUGGGAAAGUGCAGAAAUAUGUUGAAAAACUUGAGGACUUUAUGGCCCUUCUUGCAUAUGAAGAGCCAGAUAAGUCCCCAAUGUUUCAUCUUCUUGGCUUGGAGUAUCGGCAGAAAAUUGCUGAAAGUUUGAAUCGGGCAAUUCUUGAACACAUGAAUCUGCCCAGCUACACAGCAAUGGAAAGGCUGAUACAACAGACAACAGUAGUUAGACAGUGCUUGAGUCAAGAGCCUGGCAAGGAUACACAUGCACCAUUUUCCUUAAAGGAUUUUCUUGAAAGCUAAAUGCAUCAAGUGUUUGAAGCUUUGCUGGCCAAUGGGUGAUCAAGGUGUAUUCAGAUAUAGCUUUCGUUGCCUCAUAUGGGUUUGAUAUAAGGUUUGGGGUUAGAAAGGAGUCAUCACUGCUUGCUCAUAUGUAAAACACAGUUAGCAGGCUCUCAUGUGUUUUUAUUCCUGCUUUCAGGGAGGCAUGCCCAAUUGCCCAUACUCUUUAAGUUGCCGUAGUGAAAACCAUGAAUGCUUGCAAAUUAGAGCAACUGAGUUGAUCCAUGUGUGUGGCUUGUACAUACUGCCUUGCUUAUACAAACAUUAGAUAUUGGGAUUUAUUCACGUCAGGCUUUGAGUUGAUGUACCCUAUUAAUCUUAGUUCUACUGUUUAAUGCAAAGUUGCAAUUUGCUAUGCCUAGUGAACAUACUGUGAUGAAGCAGAGUUGGGAGUCUGACCUUGAAGCAGAUUCUUGAGCAUUUUUUAGGGUGAUUUUCUCUUGAUGUUUUAGUGGAUUAAAUUGAUAUUUGUUGCAAUAUAUUGAUUACUUCAAACG